GUCAACCCGUUCUACAAGUCGCCGCCGCGAGCGCCGGUCGACAAGGAGUACGAGGCGCGCGUGUCGGGCGAGCGCUUCUCGGCGAGGGCGCAGUACUACGCCGAGUACUGGGGCUACAAGUGCGAGGACGUCGACGUCGAGACCGAGGACGGCUUCAUCAUCCGCCUCCACCACCUCACGUCGCCCAAGCACGAGAAGCCCGGGUACCCCGUCAUCCUCCAGCACGGCAUCCUGUCGAACUCGGUCACGUUCAUGGUCAACGAGGAGCGCUCGCUCGCGUUCUGGCUCCUCGAGCAAGGUUACGACGUCUGGUUGUCCAACAUCCGCACGAACUUCAAGUGCGGCCACCGGACUUACACCAAGAGCGAUCCUCGGUUCUGGGCUUGGGGCGUCAAGGAGAUCGCCAUGUACGACCUGCCGGCGAUCGUCGAGCACGUCGGCAAGAAGACGGGCCUGAAGCCCGCCUACAUCGGCCAUUCGCAAGGGUGCGGCUCGAUGUUCAUGACGCUCUCGCGCGGCGUCCGACCCGACCUCGGCAACAAGCUCGCGUGCUUCAUCUCGCUCGCGCCCGCCGUGUACGCCGGCCCAGGCCUGCGUCAGUUCCCGUUCUCGCUCAUGCGCAAGUUCGCCAAGUCGCGCAAGGUCUGGCGCCUCGUCUUUGGCGUGCGCGAGUUCAUUCCCAUCAUGAGCCUGUGUCAGCAAUGGCUGCCGUCCUGGCUGUUCGGCCACCUCGCCGCACCCGUCUUCUCGUUCGUCUUCUCGUUCCACGACCACAACUGGCGACGCCAAAUCCCCAAGUUCUUCCGGACCGUCGCCGUCGCCAACAGCUCUGAGCAGCUCCUCUACAUGGGCGUCUUGAGCGUCAAGAACUGCGCGUUCGACACGACGACGACCGAGCCGUGGUUCCCUCCGUCGAUGCCGCCGAUCGCCAUCUUCUACGGCACGCUCGACACGCUCGUCCUCGGCAAGCCCCUCGUCGAGCGCAUUAGGGCACACGAGCCGCACGUGCGCCUCGUCAAGGCCGUCGCGCUCGAGAACUACGAGCACCAGGACCCACUGUGGGCUCACACGGCGGUCCGCGAGUGCUACCCGGGCAUCCUCGAGGUCCUUCAGGCGACGCAGAAC
Messenger RNA from Rhodotorula graminis WP1, 1125 nucleotides. RefSeq lists its product as uncharacterized. The record is from RefSeq and is a predicted model, not a curated record. The transcript is spliced from 8 exons. The annotation marks the transcript as partial. Gene Ontology annotation, biological process: lipid metabolic process. Lineage: Eukaryota; Fungi; Basidiomycota; Microbotryomycetes; Sporidiobolales; Sporidiobolaceae.